AUUAUUGUGGACAUACAUACAUACAUACAUGGAAUCUCAAACUGUGAAAUGGAAACACUAUUUUCUCUAUCUCGCCUUCAUCUAUGCCAUCCUCUACUUUCUCCACACCAAUUUACUGCUCAACAACCGACCUAUUCGCAUCAAGAAGUGGCCUCAUCUUCCUCUCAGGUUCCGCCACGAUGGUACUUUCAAGAUCCUCCAGGUCGCCGAUAUGCAUUUCGGCUCUGGUCUUCUCUCCCGCUGCCGAGACGUGCUGCCGUCCCACUUCCAUUACUGUUCCGAUCUCAACACAACUCGAUUUCUUAAAACCAUGAUUCAGCUUGAAAAACCUGACUUUGUUGCCUUUACGGGGGACAACAUAUUUGGUCCAAGCACAACUGAUGCUGCUGAAUCUCUACUAAGUGCCUUUGGUCCAGUAAUGGAAUCAGGAAUCCCAUGGGCAGCUGUAUUAGGAAACCAUGACCAAGAAUCUUCGAUGACUCGUGAAGAACUGAUGUCUUUCAUCUCACUAAUGGAUUACUCACUGUCACAAACUAAUCCACCUUCUAAAGAUAUCAAUAAUGUCAAAAGAGGCAUGUUCUUAGAUAUUGAUGGCUUUGGAAAUUAUAAUCUCAGUGUUUAUGGUGCUCCAGGUUCCCAUUUGGCAAACAGUAGUGUCCUCAACCUUUUCUUUCUUGAUAGUGGAGACAGGGAGACGGUUCAAGGAGUUCGAACUUAUGGAUGGAUUAAGGAAUCUCAACUUAAUUGGCUUCGCAGUGCUUCACGGGAACUUCAGGUUCAAAAUGAAGAGGUCAAAUAUGUAAUAAAAACUCAGCCUGUGGAUGCGUCAGCAGCGCUGGCAUUUUUCCACAUUCCAAUUCCAGAGGUUCGGCAAUUAUACUACCAAAAGUUUGUUGGUCGGUUUGGGGAGGGUGUGGCUUGUUCAUCGGUGAACUCAGGGGUCUUAAAGACAUUGGUCUCCAUCAAAGAUGUAAAAGCUGUUUUCAUAGGCCACGAUCAUACUAAUGACUUUUGCGGGAAUUUAGAGGGAAUAUGGUUUUGUUAUGGUGGAGGCUUUGGGUACCAUGGCUAUGGAAGAAUUGGCUUGGCAAGGAGAGCUAGAGUCAUAUUGGCUGAACUUAGGAAGGGUGAUAAGGAAUGGAUGGGAGUGGAGAGGAUCAAGACAUGGAAGCGUCUUGAUGACGAGAAUCUGAGCAAGAUUGAUGAGCAAGUCCUGUGGGAGUUGUCGCCAUCUAGAUGAUUCUCUUUCCAAGUAGUGAGGUACUUCAUAUCUGUAACCAAAUCAUGCUGUAAUAUAUGUGCUGUGGUUUUCUUUUGAUUUAAUUGUUUUUAUAGUCUCUUUUUCUUUAUUUUCCUCUUUUUUAAAUAGUUUAAGAUUUGCUAUUUUAUAGUUGUUACAUUUAUUUCCUUUUUCUCUCAAACCUUUUGAAUAUACAAGGAAUUAUAUUCUCAAUAUAUAUAAAUGACAUUCAAGAUUUAGAGGAUCUUUGUGAUUCAA
Gossypium raimondii (Peruvian cotton) is the source of this 1498-nucleotide messenger RNA. RefSeq names its product probable inactive purple acid phosphatase 28. Gene Ontology annotation, molecular function: hydrolase activity, acting on ester bonds. The record is from RefSeq and is a predicted model, not a curated record. Lineage: Eukaryota; Viridiplantae; Streptophyta; Magnoliopsida; Malvales; Malvaceae. The transcript is spliced from 3 exons. The coding region runs from base 29 to 1240 and encodes 403 amino acids. Gene Ontology annotation, cellular component: cytoplasm.